AUGAAGAGAACAAAUGUCGUCAAUGAAAUCGUCUCAACAGAAGAGUCUUACGCUAAGGUGUUACAAACAAUUGAAGAUGUGUAUGUCACACCACUCACUGAGAGUAACAUCCUCUCAAAAGACGAAAUAACAAUUUUGUUUUGUAAUUUGGAAACACUAUUAAAAGGCGCAAAGUCCUUUGCUGAACAAUUAAAAGAAAGACUGAAGGAGUUUGAAGUGAAUGAUAAUAUAGCUGAUGUGUUUUUAUUAAAUAAAGAAAUCUUCAAACAAUUCAGCCAGUACAUCCAAAACUACGACAAAGCAUCACUCCUCUUCGACGGUCUUCAAAAGAAGAAAAAAUUUGAAGAAUUUUGCGAACAACAAAUGAACGACCCGCGGUGUAACAACGCCAAUUUACCAACUUUUUUGAUCUCCCCGGUCCAACGGAUUCCUCGGUAUAUAUUACUUAUGAGGGAAUAUAUAAAAGCGACUGAUAAAGACCAUCCAGACGCUUUAAUAGCCGAACAAGUGAUGAGGUAUUUAGACUCGUUUACUAAAGAAGUCAACAACAUCAUUGACAGAGAUAGUUGUAAACAACAACUUCGUAACAUCGCGAAGAAGUUGGUUGACAUCGACCCUGUUGUUAAAGACGAUUUACUCAACAUGCCACGGAAGCUGUUAAAAGAAGGCGGACUUGUUAAACAAUGUCGGAAAGCACUCAAAGAGCGGUACAUGUACUUAUUCAACGACGGGGUAGUGAUCUAUGGUGAGAACUUUGGGAAGAAAGUGGUGUAUCAUGCUGUUUUAGAAGUGGACACCAUCAAAGACUUUGACGACACGGAAACCCUUAAAAAUGGGUUUAUAUUAAAAUCGCGGGAUGUCUCGGUGACCUUCUAUGCUCCGACUUUCGACGAGAAAAAGAGUUGGGUGACACUUUUAAACUUUGCUUUGUAUCAAGAGAAGGUGUACCAAUUCGUCGAUGAUGAAAGUGAUGACGAAUUCCCUCAAGACUCAAACACCGACUGUAGUAAUUGUCAUUCAAAAUUUUCCCUCUUAAAUCGAAAGCAUCACUGCGCCCUCUGUAACAAGAUUUUCUGUGACAAUUGUGCCAAGAAAAAGGUGAUCUCACGAAAUGGGAAGAAUUACACUCAACGAAUGUGUUCAACUUGUUCUGGAGAAAAGACUCAAGAGAGCCCUCAACUCGAAAAGAAAGAAGUGAUCCAGUCUAUUGUCCUUCCUACAACACCUCCUCCACAACUCCGUCAUGGUAUCAAUGCACAAAAAUACUUCCAAUUUCAAUUCCCAACACGUGACCCUCCUCCAUUCCCUUGA
Molecule: messenger RNA, 1311 nt
Organism: Entamoeba invadens IP1
Lineage: Eukaryota; Evosea; Mastigamoebida; Endamoebidae
Product: FYVE, RhoGEF and PH domain containing protein, putative
Exons: 2
Coding region: 1-1311 (436 amino acids)
Molecular function (GO): guanyl-nucleotide exchange factor activity; metal ion binding
Source: RefSeq, a predicted model, not a curated record